Trichobilharzia szidati is the source of this 3310-nucleotide messenger RNA. The record is from the annotation of a GenBank genome assembly. Lineage: Eukaryota; Metazoa; Platyhelminthes; Trematoda; Strigeidida; Schistosomatidae.
UUCUAAACGUGUCACUGUACGUGACCUAGAACGUUGGAAAUUGGCUCACACGUGUCAACAUUCUAAGCACUGCGUCAACCCGCGAUUUUCGGGUUGGUGAGAAAUGUUUGGUUUGGCUGUGAAAAGAUUGUCUUCAGUUUCAACUAAGGGCCGUACUGGACUUGUGACAUUCUGCAUUUUGCUUCUGGCAUGGAUUGUUGGGUUCAGCAUACGUCUCUUUUCAGUAAUACGUUUUGAAAGUGUCAUCCAUGAGUUUGAUCCAUGGUUCAACUACCGGGCGACAAAACAAAUGGUUGAGAAUAGUUUCAAGAGCUUUUACAACUGGUUCGAUAGCACUGCUUGGUAUCCUUUAGGAAGGAUUGUCGGAGGGACUGUUUAUCCUGGUUUAAUGAUAACUUCAGGAUUCAUACAUUAUGUGUGCCAUCUCCUGAGUUUCCCGGUUCAUAUUCGUGAAGUUUGUGUGUUUCUUGCGCCUAUCUUCAGUGGAAUGACUGCUGUGGCCACCUAUUUUUUCACAAAAGAAAUAUGGAAUGAAGGAGCAGGAUUGUUUGCAGCUUGUUUUAUUGCUAUAGCACCUGGUUAUAUAAGUCGUUCAACGGCUGGAAGUUAUGAUAACGAAGGAAUCGCUAUCUUUGCGCUUAUGUUUACAUAUUAUUUAUGGAUUAAAGCUGUGAAAACAGGAAAAGUCUCUUGGGCGGCAUUUUGUGCAAUUUCCUACUUCUACAUGGUUUCUGCUUGGGGUGGUUAUGUCUUUAUCAUAAAUCUUAUCCCAUUGCACAUCUUUGUAUUACUUAUUAUGCAACGUUAUAGUGCUAAGUUGUAUGUAGCUUAUACAACAUUUUUUGUCUUGGGAUUGUUAAUGUCAAUGCAAAUACCAUUCGUUGGUUUUCAACCUUUGCGUACAAGUGAACAUAUGGCAUCAGUUGGAGUAUUUGCUCUUCUUCAGGUUGUUGCUUUCUUCAAAUACUUACAAAGUCGUGUUCCUAGUAAUACACUAAGACAACUUUUCACAUUUGGAGCUAUUUUCUUUGCUGGAAUUAUCUUCCUUGCUGUAGUUGGACUUACCUAUGCUGGUGUUAUUGCACCAUGGAGUGGAAGGUUUUAUUCAUUGUGGGAUACGGGUUAUGCAAAAAUUCACAUUCCAAUUAUUACAUCAGUUUCUGAGCAUCAACCUACCUCAUGGGCUGCCUUCUUCUUCGAUUUGCACGUGUUAGUCGCAACAUUUCCAGCCGGUGUACGACUAUGCUUUAAAGAUUUAAACGAUGAACGUGUUUUUGUCAUUCUGUAUGCAAUAUUUGCAUCGUAUUUUGCUGGUGUAAUGGUUCGGCUAAUGCUUACACUGACACCGAUUGUCUGUGUAUUCUCUGCUAUCGCUUUCUCACGUGUAUUCGAGCUGUUUUUGGAUGAAAAUAAUUUGGAGAAUAGCGGUAGUAGUAGUAGUAGUGGUAGUAAUAAUGCGGCAAAUAAUCAUACAAGUGGUGAUGCACAGAAUUCUACAGGGGAUAAACGUUUGUACGAUAAACCAAGCAAAGGAAAUAAAAAGCAGAAUUCUGUCGAUCAAGACACUUCAUCAAGUACAACUGCAACCAAUCGAUCAUCCCAACAGUCACCACCAGCAAAUGGCAACAAUCUACGUGCAGUUGCCUAUGUGUUAAUUAUAUUCAUUUUGUACCUGUUUGUUUCACAUUGUGUCUGGGUAUCAUCUAAUGCUUAUUCAAGUCCGUCUAUUGUGCUAGCUUCAUAUGGUAAAGAUGGAUCUCGGUAUAUAUUGGAUGAUUUCCGUGAAGCUUAUUUCUGGUUAUGGCAAAAUACUAAACCAGAUGCUCGUGUUAUGUCCUGGUGGGAUUAUGGUUAUCAAAUUGCUGGAAUGGCGAAUCGAACAACUCUCGUUGAUAAUAAUACAUGGAAUAAUAGUCAUAUUGCUUUAGUAGGUAAAGCUAUGGCAUCAAAUGAAUCAGAAGCCUAUAAGACAAUUCAAAGUUUAGAUGUUGACUAUGUACUAGUUAUAUUUGGCGGUUAUAUUGGUUAUAGUGGUGACGAUAUCAAUAAAUUCUUAUGGAUGGUACGUAUUGGUGGUGGUGAACAUCCAAAUGAAAUUCGUGAACAAGAUUUCCUUACUUCAAAUGGGGAUUAUCGUGUUGACAGAGAAGCUUCUCAAACAAUGCUCAAUUGUUUAAUGUAUAAAUUAAGCUAUUAUCGUUUCGGUGAAGUUCGCUUAGAUAUGCAUACACCAAGUGGUUAUGAUAGAACAAGAGGUGUAGAAAUUGGUCGUAAAAAUUUCGACUUAGAUUUUCUCGAAGAAGCUUUUACAUCAAAACAUUGGCUUGUAAGGAUAUAUCGUGUUCUACCGCCUGAGAAUUUACCACAUCUGUCGAAUACACGUCGACGGAUACGUUAUCGUCCUUCAGGGAAAAGUGGUUCAACUACUCGUGGUCGAUUAAAUAAUAAUGUUGUUACGUCGUCUAGCAGUAAUAAACGUUCCUCUAAAACUUCUAGAUAAGGCGAGUGUUUCCUGGAUGUGAACGACUAGUCUUUGCAAUAAUCCAAGCAAACUGUUUUGCUAUGUGCGUCACUUUUUUUGUUUGUUUGUAUGUUUAUUUGUUCAACCAUAUUCUCUUAUGUAUUAUUGUCUUUUUUUAUCAUCUUUUGGUUCACAUUUUGUUCAUUCAUUGUUACGUAAUAACUAAAUGACUGACUGGCUAACCACCAACAAACCAACCGACCAACUAAUUCAUGUAUAAAAAUCUAAAUAGGUAUGCGGGAAAAGCUUUGAAGUGUAGUGUAUUGGUUGUAUUGGUUGCAUCACAUAGUGCAUGUUGUAUUAUACAUAAUGGACAUGGCUGUAACGUCGUAGCAGCCUGUGAUGCAAAGACAAUACGACGAGUACAACUGCCAAUAAUACUACUACUACUACUAAUUACAAUAAUAAUGUGUAGCUGUGAUGCCUGUUGUUUGUUCUGUUUGUAUUCUUUUAUAUAUAUAAAUAUAUGGGAAACACUUGUUUCAACAUUGUUGACCUCUUUCCUGGCUCUUCUUCUUUUUCUUCGUUUCGUCGUCGACGUUUCCUUCUUGUUGUUCCUGUUCUGUUCUGUUUUCAUAGUUUGUAUUCAGUAACCAUGCCUUCAUAUUGUACUAUUAUCCUCUCUCUCUAUACAUUGUCAUUGGGUUUUCUUUCUGUUUUUUGCUCUCUCUGUUUUUUUGACUUUAUUUUCUAAUAAAAUUUGUUGCUGUCACAUAAUAAUAUUUGAGUUUAUAUUGUUAUAAAGAGCAUACAUGGCUCACUCACUCACUCAUUCAUUCAUUUAAAUAA